Messenger RNA from Agelaius phoeniceus (red-winged blackbird), 1976 nucleotides. It is a transcript of the gene TUBG1, whose product is annotated as tubulin gamma 1. The record is from RefSeq and is a predicted model, not a curated record. Gene Ontology annotation, cellular component: microtubule; gamma-tubulin complex. Gene Ontology annotation, biological process: microtubule nucleation; cytoplasmic microtubule organization. Gene Ontology annotation, molecular function: GTP binding. NCBI's taxonomy places the organism in Eukaryota, Metazoa, Chordata, Aves, Passeriformes, Icteridae.
GUUGGCGCCGGCGGGAGACGCGGCGGUACCGGAGUCGGGCGGGGCGCGGAGUGGAGCAGAGCGGAGCCUCGGCCGCGAUGCCGCGGGAGAUCAUCACCCUGCAGCUGGGCCAGUGCGGCAACCAGAUCGGGUUCGAGUUCUGGAAGCAGCUCUGCGCCGAGCACGGCAUCAGCCCCGAGGGCAUCGUGGAGGAGUUCGCCACCGAGGGCACCGACCGCAAGGACGUCUUCUUCUACCAGGCAGAUGAUGAGCACUACAUCCCCCGGGCCGUGCUGCUGGACCUGGAGCCCCGAGUCAUCCACUCCAUCCUCAACUCCCCCUAUGCCAACCUCUACAACCCAGAAAACAUCUACCUGUCUGAGCAUGGAGGGGGAGCUGGCAACAACUGGGCCAGUGGCUUCUCACAGGGAGAAAAGAUCCAUGAAGAUAUUUUUGACAUAAUAGACAGAGAGGCUGAUGGGAGUGACAGCUUGGAAGGCUUUGUGCUUUGCCACUCCAUUGCUGGUGGAACAGGCUCCGGGCUGGGCUCGUACCUCCUGGAGAGGCUGAAUGACAGGUAUCCCAAGAAACUGGUGGAGACCUACUCAGUGUUCCCAAACCAGGAUGAGAUGAGCGACGUUGUAGUCCAGCCCUACAACUCUCUGCUGACACUGAAGAGGCUGACCCAGAACGCUGACUGUGUGGUGGUUCUGGACAACACAGCCUUGAAUCGGAUCGCGACAGACCGGCUGCACAUCCAGAACCCGUCAUUCUCACAGAUCAACCAGCUGGUGUCCACCAUCAUGUCUGCCAGCACCACCACGCUCAGGUAUCCCGGGUACAUGAACAACGACCUCAUUGGGCUGAUUGCCUCGCUGAUCCCCACGCCCCGGCUGCACUUCCUCAUGACGGGCUACACACCACUCACCACCGACCAGUCGGAUGUUUCUCAGAGAAGCAAAUCUGAAAAACUGCUGGCUCUGAAAAGGGUGGCCAGUGUGAGGAAAACCACAGUCCUGGACGUGAUGAGGAGGUUGCUGCAGCCUAAAAACGUGAUGGUGUCCACAGGGCGAGACAGGCAGACCAACCACUGCUACAUUGCCAUCCUCAACAUCAUCCAGGGGGAGGUGGAUCCUACACAGGUUCACAAGAGUCUGCAGAGGAUCCGGGAAAGGAAGUUGGCCAACUUCAUCCCCUGGGGCCCUGCCAGCAUCCAGGUGGCUCUGUCCCGCAAGUCCCCUUACCUGCCAUCUGCUCACCGUGUCAGUGGCCUCAUGAUGGCCAACCACACCAACAUCUCCUCGCUGUUCGAGCGGACGUGCCGGCAGUACGACAAGCUGCGCAAGCGAGAGGCUUUCCUGGAGCAGUUCCGCAAGGAGGACAUCUUCAAGGACAACUUUGACGAGCUGGACAACUCCCGGGAGAUCGUGCAGCAGCUGAUCGAUGAGUAUCACGCAGCCACACGCCCCGACUACAUCUCCUGGGGCACGCAGGAACAGUGAGUGCCCUGCCAGGGGACGGGAAGGUCCGUGGCCACCCCCACGCACGCCGGCAGGGCUCGUCUCUGCCGUGCCCACGUUUGUCACCCCUCAGCGCUGCCUGGCGUGGCAGAGCCCUCGUGCCAGUGCUCCUCUGUGGAAAGCUCUCUGUGGGGAGCUGCAGCUCCUCAGCGGGGCACAGCCCCGGCCCCACCGUGUGCCCUGGCCCAGGACAGGACUGGGGCAGCUGCGUGCUCUGCUGGGAGGGAACCUCUGCCUGUGGGAGCAACACUUGCUGUGAGGAGGAGGAGGAGGAGAGUGACCCUGGGGCUGGGAACAGGCCUGGCCCCCUGAGUUUGGGUGCACACAACCCCCGUGGCCAAAGGCUCCGUGUGGCUGAGCUAGUCCUUGCCCUGGGUGGGAGCCUUGUUCCUCCUUGGCCAGAUCAGGCCUGGGGCACGGGCUGUAUCUAUAUUUUUGUAGGUUAUUUUGCUUUAAUAAAGGCUGUUCCUGCACUGA